Molecule: messenger RNA, 1920 nt
Organism: Rotaria sordida
Lineage: Eukaryota; Metazoa; Rotifera; Eurotatoria; Philodinida; Philodinidae
Source: the annotation of a GenBank genome assembly
AUGAAGUGUAAGCGUGUUUAUCCAAAUAAUAUUUGUAGAGCACAUACAUUUUACUGUGCAGCCGCCUAUGUUGUUCGUAAUUCGACGGUAGCUAGAAAAUUAAUUAACUGGUCUAACACACAAACACCGCAAGUAGCUGAUUUAUUUUGGCGUCCAUAUAUAAGCAAUGAUGCACUUAUAGCAUAUGCUGCAUAUCCAAAUCAUAUUGCUAUGCAAGACAGAAGCAGAUUCGGUAGUGAUAUUCUACAAUCAGGACCUAUUAAUGUUGUAAACCUUCGAAAUUCAUUAUCGAAAAUAUUACAAGCCCAAGCUGAUGAUCAAUUUCAUCCACAAUAUCAUUUGUUGCCACCAAGCAAUUGGCUCAACGAUCCCAAUGGUCCUGUAUACUACAAUGGUUAUUAUCAUAUGUUCUUUCAAUAUGAUCCUGAUUCACCAGUAGGAAGAAUAAAAUAUUGGGGUCAUUGCUACAGUAAGGACAUGGUUCAUUGGGUACGUUUGCCAAUUGCUAUUGCACCUGACCAAAAAUACGACAUUAAUGGUAUCUGGACUGGUAGUAUAUCUAUUGUUGACGGGGUUCCUAUUAUUAUUUAUACUGGCAUCAAUGAAAGUAAUUCACAAGUACAAUGUCAAGCUCGUCCAGCUAACAUUACAGAUCCGACAUUGACUAAAUGGAUUAAAGAACCAUCGAAUCCGCUUAUCACUAGUCCGAGUGGACGUGAUCCAUCGACAGCCUUUCAAGAUGAUCAAAAUAAUUACUAUUUGAUUUAUGGAUUUGGUUCUGAUGAAUUAGGUGGUCAAGCAGUCUUAUUUACAUCAAGAGAUUUUGUGAAUUGGACGUACUUACAUCCAAUUCAUAGUAACCAUUACGAUACUUUUUGGGAAUGUCCAGAUAUUUUCAAUGUUUCUAAUCGACUUGUAAUGAAAGCAUCUUUGCGUGGACAAGACUUUUGGGCUGUUGGUGAACUCGAUUCUAUAGAAAAAAUUUUCCACCCUCUUGCUGGAGAUCUUGGUGAAUAUACACAGCUAGUCGAUCAAGGAAAGUUCUAUGCAUCUAAAUCAUUCUAUGAUCCAAUUCAUGAUCAACAAGUAAUCGUAGGAUGGAUAGCUGAAGAUGAUGAUCAAGGUGAAAAACGAGGUUGGCAAGGUAUGCAUUCUCUACCACGAUCUAUAUUUCUUUCGGACGAUGGAUUGCAUCUUCGAUCACGUCCCGUAGAAGCAUUGCAAAGUUUACGAAUUGAAGAAAGUCAUCGGUACUUUCAUAAUAUCAUUUUACCAUCAGUUAUACCAUUCGAAUUGGUGCCUGAUGUUAGUGGAAAUCAAAUCGAAGUGAUGAUCAAUUGGCAGUUUCCAAGAGAUCAGGAUUUAGACUUCGGAUUGAGUGUCCUUGCAACAUCGGAUGGUAGUCAACGAACAAGCAUCGGGUUGAUGACAAGAGUCAAUACAGAUUUUAUGCCUAGUUGGGAUGUACCUGGAUAUGACUAUUUUAGUGUACCUGGGAUAAUAGAUUCAGUAAAUUGUCGAUAUGCUUGCGAUCAGGAUGUUAAAUGUCGUUCAUGGACAUUUGACAGCAGUGUAAAACAGCGAGGUAAAAACCAUCCACAACUUGUCUGGGUCUACAUCAAUCGAACUUUAUCACAGAAAAAUCCUGGCGCAUCAAGAACUGCACUUAGUGGUACUAUCUGGCUCGAGUCUGAAUCAUUGAACAAUCAAUGGUUUCUGCAAUUGAAUAUUUUCAUUGAUCAUUCAGUAAUCGAAGUGUUUGAACCACAAGGCGGUUGUUUAGCAAUCGCAACACGUGUCUAUCCAGAAGAAAGCACAGCUGAAAAUUUGGCAGUUUAUGUCAAUAAUGGUCCGACCACGAAUCAGAAUCUUAUUAUUGAUACAUUCGACAUUUGGACUCUGAAUGGUAUUUGGACAUGA